This is a messenger RNA of Haliotis rufescens (red abalone), 5931 nucleotides long. RefSeq lists its product as uncharacterized. The record is from RefSeq and is a predicted model, not a curated record. Gene Ontology annotation, molecular function: metal ion binding. The coding region runs from base 308 to 1594 and encodes 428 amino acids. The transcript has 2 exons. NCBI's taxonomy places the organism in Eukaryota, Metazoa, Mollusca, Gastropoda, Lepetellida, Haliotidae.
UUAAGUUUAUUACUAACUAAUAAAAUGCAUUAUUUUGGUAAUCUUACAUUAUUCCAAUUCAAGGGGCCUUCUCCCCCUGUUUUUGUGGUCCAGGGUCAAAGGGAAGCUACUCUUCCUGGUUUAAUAGUGCAAGGCACAUUAUUAGUGUAUUAUUCAGUCUUUGCUCUUCACAUGCACUAAACAAAGGGAAGUAAUCCAUGUUUCAGCUGAAUUUAGUUGCUACAUCCUCUUUUCAUUCACACAACCACACCGGUAACACGCUUUUUAUUUCCACACGAAAGUUUUGUCAAUUUUGCUGGGAAGAGAGAUGUCGGGUCGCCGGAGAAGCAAGCGGAAGGGUAGUACAACAAGCAGGCAGUUGUCGCAAGCAAGGGGGUCUGCUCAGAGGCGUCGAGGGUCGCAGAAAGUUGCUCCACACAAUGCGACGUCUGAUAGUGCUGUUCUUAGAGACGGGGAAAAUGGCGACAGCAGCAUGGCCGAAGCAGAGGUCCACGUGGUCCCAGAGGCUAUCGACGUGGUCCCAGAGGCUAUCGACGAGAUAACGCCUGUUACCACUACUCCUUCAGGAGGUGAGUCGGUGCAAAUUGGUUUUUAUCCGAACAAUACAUAUACCCCAUCAGUUAACUCACAAAUGUAUUCUCCCGGAAUUUCAAAUCAUGUCCCUCAAUCCCAGUGUCAUAACAAUGCACCUAGCGUGGUUAGUAACCCAAAUCAUGUCCCUCAAUCCCAGUGUCAUAACAAUGCUCCUAGCAUGGUUAGUAACCCAAUUGCUCCUCCUAAUUCGCAAGGCAUUCCCAUGUUUCAAAAUGUUGACAUGUUAAAUAUGCCACCACCUACAACAACACAAAGUGUGGAUGAUAACCUGGGUUGUAAUGUCCCUGUCAACAUUAAAAACAAAAUAUGGAAUGGUGAGUACAUCAAUUUCGCACUAUUGCUUAAACCAGACAGAGAUUUGAUGGAUUAUAUGACAACUUCGGCAGUAUUCAUCAGUACAGAUGGACAGCUGGAGUUGAGGCCCAAGUCUCAAGGCAAGAGAAUUGAGAACAUUUUUGAUUGGACAACGGCUUUCACAACUUACAUGAGUAUUUAUGUCCAGCGCAGGAUGGACAUGGUUCAAGGUUUACUGAAACACAUGAAUACUGUCCGUUUAGCAGCGUCUCGUCAUACUGGUUUGGGAUGGAGAACCUAUGAUGAACAAUAUCGUCUUCGCCAGGCUCGUGACCAGUCUCUACCAUGGGGAAAAUUGAAUGUGGAAUUGUGGAUGUUGUUUGUACAGACACCUUACCAUCAACAGGUCAGUUCUGGGUUUUCUGGAUUUCAAAAACGACACGUCAGCACAUUUCAGGGAAAAUUACAACGACCGGCAAACAACACAUGUAACAACUUCAAUCAGAGCAAGUGCUUUAGACAAAAGUGCAAGUACCGACACAGCUGUUCUGCAUGUGGAAGUGAUGCCCAUCCAGCCUGCAGAUGUACAUCAGCCAGCACUCCUUCCAGAGUUAUACAAGCUCGGUCGAACACCAGUCAAGACACAAGUGCUGGAACGUAUGGCAAAGCAUUUUCCGGAUCAGGCUCAAGCUCAGUUUCUCGUUAAUGGUUUCAAAUAUGGCUUCAAGCUAGGAUGUGAUGGUCCAGUGGUAGGUGCUAUGGCAAGAAAUCUCAAAUCUGUGGAAAAUAAUCAGUUUAUGUCACACUUAAAAAUCCAAAAAGAGUUGGACUUGGGUAGAAUAGCAGGCCCAUUUGACUUCCCUCCUCUACCAAAUUUUAAGGUUUCACCGCUCGGAUUGGUCCCUAAGAGCACUCAAGGAGAUUAUAGGUUAAUACACCACCUAUCUUUUCCAGAAGGUCAGAGCGUAAAUGAUUUUAUUGAUGAAAGUUUGUCUUCAGUUCAGUACACUACAUUUGACCAGGCAGUUCAAAUGGUUCAGCAGCUAGGGCAGGGAGCUUUACUGGCUAAAGCCGAUGUAAAGAGUGCUUUUCGCUUAAUGCCUAUCUGGCCAGGAGACUUUAGGUUAUUAGGUUUUACUUUGGAAAACAAAUUUUACUUUGACAAAUGUUUACCAAUGGGUUGUUCAGCAAGUUGCUCUUUGUUUGAAAGAUUUUCAACCUUUAUUGAAUGGGCUUCAGCACGAAGAUUCAGCAAUGGAAAAAGCAUGCAUUACCUUGACGACUUCCUUUUUGGGGGUGAAAAAGCUACAAACCACUGCCAAGUCGUUCUGGAUUCAUUCAUUUCGGUAUGUGCUGAUCUUGGUGUACCAAUAGCUACAGAGAAGACAGUGGGGCCAACAACAAAGCUAACAUUUUUAGGCUUGGAACUAGAUUCAGUCAACAUGUGUGUGCGUGUGCCGGAGGAGAAGCUCUCUUAUUCGUUAGAUGCUAUAGACCAAUUUUUGGCACGUUCAAAGGUUAGAUUAAAGGAAAUGCAGUCUUUACUUGGUUUACUUAAUUUCCUGUGCAACGCAGUUCCAUCAGGCAGAUGUUUCCUCCGACGAAUGAUUAAUGCAACAUGUGGUAGGAAGCCUCACCACCACAUAAGAUUGACAAAGGACAUGAAGAGUGACCUAAGAGUUUGGCAGAGAUUUUUGAAGGAGUUCAAUGGAGUUUCCAUAAUGAGAUCAAGGUUUUGGGCUUCAAAUGCUGAUCUGGAUUUUUAUACUGACAGUGCUGGUGGACAAGGCAAAGGUUUUGGUAUUUAUUUUGCCGGACGAUGGACCUGUGGACCUUGGCCGAAUCAUUGGGUACAGCAGGGUUUGAUGACGAAUAUUACCUUCCUUGAGUAUUUUCCCAUUGUAGUUGCAGUUGCGAUAUGGGGUCCUGAGUUACUCGGGAAAAAGGUCACAUUCCAUUCUGACAACCAGGCCGUAGUCGAGAUCAUUAACAAGAUGACCUCAAGAUCAGAUCCAGUUAUGUGUUUGGUUAGGCACCUUGUCUUGUGUUGUUUGGAGUCGAAUAUCACAAUUAGAGGUGAGUACAUUGAGGGGAAAAAGAAUGUUCUUGCUGAUGCACUUUCACGUUUUCAGUUAGAGAAAUUCAGGCAGCUGGCUCCAGAUGCAGAUUUGGCGGCUACUCUUAUACCAGACACAGUUUGGAAGAUUGUGGAAGAGAAGUAAACCGAUUACUAGUGGUGGCUAUUUCACACAAUAUGAGGAAGGCUUACCAGGGAGCACUGACCAGCUUUUCACGCUUUCGACAACAGUUCAACUUUCCUUAUCUUUGGCCGGUUCCAUCAGGACAACUUACAACAUAUAUUGCAUUUUUGUCCCUGAAAGGUUUGGCCCACUCUACACAGUGUCAGCACCUUUCAGCAAUAAGCUACCAACAUAAGCUCCCAGGAUUGCAUGAUACCACAAGCAAUUUUAUCAUCCGAAAGAUGCUGGAAGGCUCCAAACGACUCAAGGGUCAUAGGGACGGCAGGGCUCCAAUCAUGUAUUCCAUAUUGAUUAAGAUGCCUCAAGCUCUUAAUGCUCUUUGCAUUUCUCCCUAUGAAGCUAUUUUGUUUACAAGUGCAUUUUUUCUGGCCUUUUUCGGUUUCAUGAGAGUUGGCGAGUUGGUUUACACUGACCAUCUUCAUUUGGAACGGCCUCUUAGGAUUUCAGAUGUCACAGUCCAGAGGACAUUUUUAGAAGUAACCGUGAGAUCGUCGAAGACAGAUCAGUUAGCAAGGGGUUGCACACUCCACAUCCAAGGUAAUGCAAGUGAAAUGUGCCCACUAAAAGCAAUGAAGCAAUACCUUGCACUUCGUCCAGUGGGUUCAGUUUUUCUGUUUUGCCAUAGGAACUGUCAACCUUUAACAAGAUACCAGUUUGCAGCUAUGGUUUCCAAAUGCAUCAGAUAUAUGGGACUCGACCCAUGUAAGUUCAAAUCACACUCGUUCCGCAUUGGAGCAGCCACUACUGCCGCAGACAUGGGCGUGUCAUCGGAGACAAUACAGAUGUGGGGUCGAUGGAAGUCUAAGGCGUACUCAACUUACAUUAGACUCUAAACUUUGAAUUCACAAUCAAUGACUUCAGGUAAUUUGCUAUUUAUAAAUAAUUAUUAUUAUUCCAGAUGUAUGGAUAAUAGGCUCAUCAUUCAUUUAUUGGGCCCAUCGUCAGUCGUUGAGGUUGAAACUGGGAAACAACCUGGGACUGGCUUACCUAGGGUUACGUUUUUACUGGUUUGGAAAGCGGGGGAUGAAGUGGUCAGAACUUGUGCAAGUCGUCCAGACACAAUUAGGCCGUCUACCCCCCCCAAGUCUUAUACUCUUGCAUUUGGGAUCAAAUGACCUUGUUGACCAGAAUAUUGGUUCCCUCGUUUGCCAUGUUACUGAUGACAUCUACUACCUGGCUCAACUGCUUCCAAGUACAGUUCUUGUUUGGUCAGAAGUGCUACCAAGGUUAUACUGGCAUGGAGCUGUCAACCCAAAGGCGAUAGAAAGGGCUCGACGUCGACUGAACCGAGCUGGGGUCAAAGCAGUGUUGCAUUGGGGGGGGCGCUGUAUUUAUCACAAGCUUACCAUGUCUGAAACAGGACUUUUCCGCCAUGAUGGCGUACAUCUUUCUGAAGUCGGAAAUGCAUUGUUUGUAAACACUUUACAAGAGGCUUUUCAGCACUUCAUGGCAGAUACUGAAGUACAAAGUAAGGUAUUUUUGGCUAAUUAAUCUCUUGCACCAUAACAGUAAUCACAGUACAAGUAUUGGAGGAGUUGUGUAUAGACACAUCUCGUGGCGGAACACUUUUGGGCUGGGAGUUGUGAUUUUGGUGUUUUUGGGGUCUUUGAGGCGUACCCUCUAGGCUCUAUUGUAUAAUGGUGGUUGUAGAGCCUACAGCAGACCCCCUAUGCGCUUUUCCCUGGGGGGUCCCAUCAUUUGGCUCUGUAUGGAUUACCCUCGGAGCCGCGUUUGCUGUUCUGUCCGGGCACCUUCGGGUUGACAGUCAGCCGUGUUUAGCGUUUCCCAGCCCGGAGUGUUCUCCAGUCCUUGUACUUUUCUGUAUAUAAACCUGUGGCCUUACAUCCAACUCAAGUCUUUGUGUUUUGUUUUGUUUUCUUGCAAUGGUGCAGCAUCUACUUCUGCAAAAGCAUUAUCCUAAAAUAAUUAAGUUUAUUACUAACUAAUAAAAUGCAUUAUUUUGGUAAUCUUACAUUAUUCCAAUUCAAGGGGCCUUCUCCCCCUGUUUUUGUGGUCCAGGGUCAAAGGGAAGCUACUCUUCCUGGUUUAAUAGUGCAAGGCACAUUAUUAGUGUAUUAUUCAGUCUUUGCUCUUCACAUGCACUAAACAAAGGGAAGUAAUCCAUGUUUCAGCUGAAUUUAGUUGCUACAUCCUCUUUUCAUUCACACAACCACACCGGUAACACGCUUUUUCCCUCCCAUCCCACCCAUUAUUUCUCAUUUCAAACAUAUAUCUGUAUAACAAUUCCUCAGUUGAUAGUUAAUCUUAUUUCAUGUAUUUGUAUGCUUCAUGUAUCAGGAACAUGUUCUGCUGCUUGUUUUCCUUUAUAUUGUAGUUGUUGACAAGUUAAUAUAUGCGAGGCAAGAGCUGUCCUGGUACAAACGUGUCGAACAAGUCACAGGUUUGUAUAUGCACAACAGGUGGGAUGAUCCUGGACUGGCACAUUCUACACAUUACAUCGCACGACAAUUGGUUUGUAUGCGUAGCGGAACACUUUUGGGCUGGGAGUUGUGAUUUUGGUGUUUUUGGGGUCUUUGAGGCGUACCCUCUAGGCUCUAUUGUAUAAUGGUGGUUGUAGAGCCUACAGCAGACCCCCUAUGCGCUUUUCCCUGGGGGGUCCCAUCAUUUGGCUCUGUAUGGAUUACCCUCGGAGCCGCGUUUGCUGUUCUGUCCGGGCACCUUCGGGUUGACAGUCAGCCGUGUUUAGCGUUUCCCAGCCCGGAGUGUUCUCCAGUCCUUGUACUUUUCUGUAUAUAAACCUGUGGCCUUACAUCCAACUCAA